Messenger RNA from Daldinia childiae, 489 nucleotides. RefSeq lists its product as uncharacterized. The coding region runs from base 1 to 489 and encodes 162 amino acids. The transcript has a single exon. NCBI's taxonomy places the organism in Eukaryota, Fungi, Ascomycota, Sordariomycetes, Xylariales, Hypoxylaceae. The record is from RefSeq and is a predicted model, not a curated record.
AUGUCGUCUCCUAGUCCCUCGGUGUCCGGAUCUAAAUCCCGCCAGGGUCGUCGCCGCAGCCGUAACCAAUCUCGACGACAGGAGGCCACCGCGCCCCAGCCAGAGCCGCAGAACCAACGGUAUUCGGAUGAGGAAGAAAGUGCCGAAGACGCCGAGGUAGCACCUCAACCACAACGGCGGCGGCGUCAGCGCAAUCAGCAGACGCAACAACAGCAGCAGAGCGGGGGUCCGCUCGGUGGCAUAGGCGGAGGCGGUAUUGGCGGCGUUGAUCAGCUGCUCCCCGUCAACAACGUCGGUGAAACCGCGAACAACCUGACGAACUCGGCGACCGGUACAUUAGGCAACGUUGCUGGUGGUGUCCUCAACCAGGGCGGCGGCGACGGCGGAGGCAAAUCUGACACUCUACGUCUCAGACUUGAUCUCAAUCUUGAGGUUGAGGUAACAUUAAAAGCGAGGAUCCAUGGUGAUCUAACGUUAGCUUUGCUGUAA